AUGCCUGCGAUGGAGUUACCACCCAUGAAAGUAGGAGGCCGCAUCGAAAGACAAGGACGGUUGCACCAGCUGCAAGAAGCGCCGAAUCAAGGUACAGCCAUCCUCCGAUGUGAAUAUCUGUCUGGCCCCGAGAAUGCCUUGCACAGGACGAAUUCCAACCUCCAGAGCAAUUCUUCCGACGCUGUCCCUCCAUUCCUCGAGCUCCGCCAACGAGCUUUCCGAGCUUCCCAUGGGAGAACUGAAGCUCCUCCACAUCACUUUACGACAUUGCGGUCGUUAACGCUAGCAAUACCCCAUCUCUCUCCAGAGAACUGCCAUGCAUUAUACGUUUGCUCCAAGCUCAUCUAUAUUUUCGUCUAUUUCAUCCGCGUCCUCCCUCAACCCCUCCCAGCGCCUGAUGACGAGGUCACAUCGUGGUUGGCCCUCCUGCGUGGUAUCAAAACAAUCGCCCAUCUAUGGGGUAAGGCAUUGAAAUCUGGAAUCCUAGGCCUGAUGCUUGUUCCCACCUGUCGCACUUCCCUGGAUAGGGUGAUCCAGGACUCUUUGGGAGCCCUUGCCGCCCACAUCUGGAGCUCUCAAGCCGACAACGAAGCCUACUGCACACAUACCUUGCUGUGA
Aspergillus tanneri is the source of this 618-nucleotide messenger RNA. RefSeq lists its product as uncharacterized. The record is from RefSeq and is a predicted model, not a curated record. NCBI's taxonomy places the organism in Eukaryota, Fungi, Ascomycota, Eurotiomycetes, Eurotiales, Aspergillaceae. The transcript is spliced from 2 exons. The coding region runs from base 1 to 618 and encodes 205 amino acids.